Molecule: messenger RNA, 1394 nt
Organism: Galleria mellonella (greater wax moth)
Lineage: Eukaryota; Metazoa; Arthropoda; Insecta; Lepidoptera; Pyralidae
Exons: 4
Coding region: 652-1320 (222 amino acids)
Source: RefSeq, a predicted model, not a curated record
AGUAAAUAGGUGUCUAAUUAAACAUUCCCCAAUUUCAAUCAUUACAAAAUUAAUAUAUAACCAAUAGGAGAAUAAACCCUUUUGAUUGAAAAAAGGAAUUGUCAAAAUUGUUACGAAAAUCUACGAUACAUCUUCUUGAAAUCAAUUAAGAAUUUUUCUAAGGUCAAAAACAUUUAUCUUAAAUAAUAUACCUACGAUUAUAACCCUAAUGUGGUAUUUAAUAGUAUUAGUUGAAUAUUUUCGUGAUGAACGAAACAAAAAUAAAGACCUUGAACAUCGGCGUCUUUUUCUAUCUUAUGCAAUAGCGAUAACGUAUCAGUAGAUAUGCAGUAUGCAGUGGAUCUUUUUCUUGCAAACGCUAACUGAAAUUAUUCUAUCAAUGGAUUUGUUUACCAUUUGUCUAGAAGGAAAGUAUAUUCUGAAUAAUCAAUUGAUUAAAGUAUUGGAAGCCCAUUACGGUGACUUAUAUAUACUUUAUUGUGAAAAUAAUCGUUUUAAAAAUGUUAUAAUGACAGAAUUUUCUGAUUGAUAUAAUCUGACAAUAUGCUUUUUUCAAUAGGAUCGCGAUCUAAACUCGCGUUACAAAAUUGAAAUGUUAUUAGAAAGCUAAUAUUGAGCACAUGCAAAAUCCAUUGAAACAAGUAAAUCGCCAUGUCUCUAACGAAAAUUCUCAGGGUACCAAUAAAAUUAUUCAAAAAGGAUGUCAUCACCUUUCUGAUUGUUCGACGACAUGAUUUGGGUGCUGUUGAAGAAAAACUCCGUUAUAUAGUUGUGAAACCUACAGCGUCCAUAUCAAUGCUACGUCAAAAAAUAUGGCAUCUACUAGAUUUACCAGAUUACUGUGAAGAAAUUGUCAUAUUAAAACGUGGCAAUGAUGUUGAAAUAGCCCUGACAGAGUUACGUAAAGGCAACGAUCCGCAACAUCCGUAUUUGUUGGAGGUUUGGUUACCCGCGUCGCGACUUGUUUCAUCGAAGACAUUACAUAAGAAUAUGCUAACGAUGGGUGAAAAUGAACACGUUGAUAAACAUGUUAUUUCCACAAUAAAUACUGCCGAUGAUCAAGAGAUUAUUGGAAAUCGCGUGAAUGAAAAUCCUACUAUAUCGACCGACACAAAAAACUUACGUUUUACGGAUAACAAAAUUACUUAUUUGUAUUCUGACUAUAAGAAGUCUGAUCUAUCUUGUCGUAUCUCCAGCAAUUCUUUAUUCAAGCUGCACAAAAACAAGAACCGCGACAGCUUCACCAAUAUUUUACUAAAGAUACAGAGCGACCUGUCUACACUGAGCAAUAAAUUGUCCAAUUUAGAAAACAGAAUUUAAAUGUAAAUUACAAUUAUUGUUUAUUUUAUAAAUCAUAGGUUGUAAAUAAAAUACAUGUCUAUGAAAAUACACAA